CCUAAAACCCAACUGUUCAUAUUGAAAUACAUGAAAUAAACAUGGAGAAUAUUAUAUUGAAAAUUGCAUUCGGUGCUACUCAACUGAAUGAAUUCGCCUCAUAUCGAUGGGGAGUUAUUGUCCCAUUGAAUAAAAAGAUUGUUUGUAAAGAAUUCAAGGUCAGCUAUUGGCCAAUUACAAAAUUUUGGAAAAUUUUACUGAGAAAUAUAUUCCGUUUAAAAUUAUUACAAAGAUUUGAAGAAUCUCAAUUUACAAUGAAUCGAGAUUUUAUAGUAUCUUAUGCUAUCGGGAUAGAUGAAACAAAAUUUACAAUUCUAACAAAUUUCUCUUCCUAUGGUAAUCUUUUCGAAUGGUUUCAACAAAGAAAUUCAUUAAGCGUUGAAGAUGUCUGUCAGACUAUUCAGUAUUUAAGUAUUGCUGUUGACUAUCUGCAUAGCAAGAAGAUUGUCCAUGGAAAUAUUAAACCGCAUAAUAUACUCUUCAAGACAGACAACCCGUCUUCAGUGUCAUUAGUAAUGGAUUUCAGUGUACUGACAGAAAUCAAUAUAUUGACUAACAAUAUAACCAAAAUGUUUAUCUACAUGUCACCAGGAUAUGUUAACCUUGUAUUGAAUUCUCUUCAUCGUUUCAAUUCAACUUCAGUGGAGAACAUUUAUCAUACUCUGAAGGAAUUGUGGAGUUUAAAAUCUCCUGGAAUAGACUUUUGGUCUGUUGGUGUUAUUAUGCAUCUGUUAACAACCGGUAAACUUCCAUUUACACAGCAUAAAGAUAUGCUAACAUUGUUGGAGGAUAUUAAAACAAGCCUACCACAGUUAAAUGCUCCAUUACUUUUCAAAGUUGACAAAUGUGUUCAUGUGAUUAUUAUGCUGUUACUACAAAUCAAUGUAAAUACACGGAAAAAUGUCAGUGAAUUGACAACAUCUAACUGGUACAAUGGCAUGUCAGAAAAGAAUAAGAAAAGAAAUUUGAAACCAAUUAUCGAAUAUGAUUUCCUUCAUACUAUCAUGCAUCAUCAGAGGGAAUCAGAAAAUGUCAUAAGAAAGUUUAAGGAAUACAUGAAAAUAAGAACUAUGGAAGUCAACUCUGUUUCUUGAAUUAUAUUGUAAUACUACAUGGAUAUUUCUACUGGCAUUUCGUGUAGAUAACUGUAAAUCAAAAGUUACCCAAGACAGACACAUUGGUAAAUAUUCAUUCAAAAACAGCAAUCCAUGUUCAAAUGUUCACUCGUCAAAAUUCAAGUAUUCUCUAGUUUCACCAUCAACUUCAAUAAAAAACAGUCUGUCUUCCUCAAGCAUCAUCGAUGGUGUAAAUAUGAAUGAAACGUGUUCAAAAUAACUUUUAACUAGUAUUGUAUACAAUUACUUCUGGUAAUGGAGAUUUGUUAUUGUUUUCUGUGAAUAGAAUGAUUUAAUUGAGAAGACUGAUUCUCCAUCUGGACAACAUAUUCAACGGUAACUUUAAUGUGAAGUGACCUUUAGGAAAUGUUAAUACAUGAAAAAUCUGUCUGUCCAGGUGACUUCGACGAUGAUUGGUUGUCCUCGGAGAUUUUGUUAUGAUUAUGUUAACCUAUACCGAUAUUCGUCCUUCCUCUGAUCCCAUAGGUGACCUUUUGGUCAUUUCAAUAUUUCAUGUUUAUGGUUAGUUAACAGUAAAAUGCUGUGGAAAAAAUUAAUUGAAAUAUAAUUUUCA
This is a messenger RNA of Trichobilharzia szidati, 1689 nucleotides long. The record is from the annotation of a GenBank genome assembly. NCBI's taxonomy places the organism in Eukaryota, Metazoa, Platyhelminthes, Trematoda, Strigeidida, Schistosomatidae.